CCUGUGAGUUAAUUUCAUUUCGCUAAAUUUUGACUAUGACUGAGUCUUACUUCAGGCAACCUGGAAAUUUCACCGCUGUGUUGUUCCACCAGCCAACUAUGGCUACAGUUAUAGAGGACUCGAUCGGUAAUCCGACAAAUAUUUACACCUAUGUCGCGAUAUUUUUCAGCCUGCUGGUCCUCUUGCUUGUUGUCGUGGUCAUUGUGCUUUACAGAUUAAAGCAUGUCAUUGUUCCUGUCUCUUCAUCCGUGGAUAAUGUCAGCAAGGCAGAUGUUUUCACCAGCGUGGAAGUCGGUGGUUUUUAGACUUUGGCUCAGUGAAUGUCAGCAGGCUUUCUUUGCUGGUUAUGUUUACAAAAAAAAGGAAGGUCUCUUUUGGGAUUCAGUCCUAAAGCUAUGCUGCCAUUCAACGUUCUGAUCCACAUCCGAUCAUUACAGUCGGCUACAGAUGGCUAGCAAUUAAGGAAAUGAAAAUGCGAAAUGUCACAUCAUCAUUUAAAAUCGAUAACAUUGCCGAAUCUGCAGAUUCAACAUUGAAUGCAUUAAGGAGACAUAAGUAAAUUAAAAUCAUUCAUUAAGUUGAUAUACACUUAUUUAUAAAACUUCAUUAAGAAAACUUUGGACCUUAAAUGAUGGAAAUUAUGAUAAAUAAUUAUAUACUGUAUUUUGAUUCUAUUUAACAUUUGUUUAAGCUAGAUUUAUCAGAAUUUAACACAUGCUUGAGUUAAAAAUAAAGAUUCAACAGUAUAUGAGACAUGCUUAGAAACAAAAUGCAUGGGAUUUUACCCAGAGCUGUAAAGAAGUAUGUGAAGAUUUGAUGUUUUAAUAGGAAUCUUGGAAAAAUAUAUUCAAACUGCUUCUUGAAUGUAUGUCACUAGCAACAUAAAGUUAUACUAUAAAUAAAAGGUAAACACACUGCAAAUAAACUUAUUAAUGUAAGAAAUGUAUCACAUCUUUGCAAACUAAUUAUAUAUUUGCCAAUGUUUAUAUGCUAUUGCCCACAACAGAUUUUAAAGCGAUUAAAAAAAAUUCAAUUGGAAAUUUAUAAUUCUGUGUACAAAGCAACAUAUUAAUA
Messenger RNA from Mobula hypostoma (lesser devil ray), 1074 nucleotides. Its product is annotated as serine-rich and transmembrane domain-containing 2. The coding region runs from base 36 to 305 and encodes 89 amino acids. Lineage: Eukaryota; Metazoa; Chordata; Chondrichthyes; Myliobatiformes; Myliobatidae. The transcript has a single exon. The record is from RefSeq and is a predicted model, not a curated record. Gene Ontology annotation, cellular component: intracellular membrane-bounded organelle.